AUGACUCGCUUAGACGAGGUUCAAGCAGCAGGUGAAGCUGCUUGUUUACGCCAAGAAACCAACUUUACCUUACCUGCAGAAUUGGAUGGGUGGUUUUUCUGUGACAAAUCGGAAGAGGAUAGCGUUGAAGUGCAAGUUUUCGCUGGAGUAAUGUUCAUCUGUUUGAUGGCUACGGCAGUUGUUGGAAAUGCCGUAGUGAUGUGGAUAAUUUUCCGGCACAAGGUUAUGCACCAUGGCUUCAACUACUUCCUCUUCAACAUGGCGUUCGCUGACUUGCUCAUUGCGGUUUUCAACGUAGGAACGACGUGGACUUUCAAUCUCUAUCACGACUGGUGGUAUGGCGACAUAUGCAUCCUCACCUGCUCAUUCUUUGGCAUCGCACCGACAACAGUAUCAGUCUUCUCAAUGAUGGCGCUCAGCUGGGACAGGUGUCAAGCCGUUGUUUGGCCAUUGAAAAAACGUCCACUUUCACGUCGUCGUUCGGUCGUUGCCAUAGCCGUUAUCUGGACAAUUUCUACACUCACAGCGCUACCAUUUGCUUUCGCAGCUAACGUUAGCGAACUCUACGUCUACAACGUAAUCACCAGAAAAGCGUCAAUUCGCCAUGCUUGCUCAGCACCUGCUCAUCCAGUAUUUGAUCAUAUUUUAUUUCUUAUCCAGUAUGCAUUGCCAUUAUUCGUACUCUCAUUCACAUUUGCUCGAAUAGCAUGGGCAUUUAGGGUGACCGAUGUGGCAUCUGAUAGCAACUCAAAAGGUUCCAAUCACACAAGAGCAAAGAACAAGGCUGUCAAAAUGCUAGCAUUGAUGGUCAUUACAUUCAUGUUCUGCUGGCUACCGUACCACCUCUACCAUACUUUCUUAAAUGCAUAUAUGGACUUUAACAACCCAAACAUUGGAAAGUAUAUUUAUCUGGGGAUUUAUUGGAUAGCAAUGAGUAGCAGUGCCUACAAUCCGAUUAUUUAUUGCUUUGCGAACGAAAGGUUCCGAAUAGGCUUUCGAUAUGUGUUCCGAUGGCUACCGAUAAUUACUUGCCCACUUGAAGACUACCAAUAUUCCCAGCUCUUCCCAGAAAAAUUACGAAACAAAGCAAUUAGUAUGCAGCUGGGCAAGUCUCGUGAAAAGGAGCAAAAGAAACGCAACAACUCUUAUGAUAGUGAGUUAAUCCUUAUGGAGCUUUAA
This is a messenger RNA of Cylicocyclus nassatus, 1179 nucleotides long. The record is from the annotation of a GenBank genome assembly. Lineage: Eukaryota; Metazoa; Nematoda; Chromadorea; Rhabditida; Strongylidae.